AUGGAGAUAAUUAAAAAGUAUGGAGCUGGCAUAUGGUUGAGUGUGAUUGCUAACGAAUACGGCCGAAAUCUGUCGACGAUAGACACCAUCCUUAAACAGAAGGAAGCCAUCAAAGCGGCUACACCUUCCAAGGAUCGUGAUGAGAUUGUUGCAUUCUGCAAGUCCAUGGGGCUGGUCGUCGACAAGGACGACAUCAAUGACCUUCUCGAGGAGCAUCAAGAGGAGAUUACGACGGAUGACGUGAAGGAGUUGGAGGCCAUGCAACAUAAUGUCGUUCAAGAAAAGUUCUCUAGCAGCAGUCAAGUAUCAGCUCAGAGAUGUGUGUUGGAAGUUACUAGAUACAAGAAGCAGCUAAAAGAACAAGUGGAUUCCUUUGUUGAGCAGAUGGUAGUGAGACGAGAACUGACUGAUAAUUUUUGCUUUUAUCAGAAAGAUUAUGACAACAUAAAUGGAGCAUAUGCAUGGGCAAGGAAUACCCUAAAUGACCACAGAAAAGACAAACGACCGUAUUUGUAUACUAGAGAGACACUAGAGGAAGCUAAAACUCACGAUGAGUUGUGGAAUUCUGCUCAGAUUCAGUUGGUUAAGGAAGGAAAGAUGCAUGGAUUUUUGCGAAUGUACUGGGCAAAGAAAAUUUUGGAGUGGACAGCAAGCCCAGAGGAAGCACUAGCCAAUUGUAUAUAUCUUAAUGAUAAGUAUAAUCUAGAUGGCAGAGAUCCUAAUGGAUAUGUAGGAUGCAUGUGGUCAAUCUGUGGCAUACAUGAUCAAGGUUGGGGAGAACGCCCCAUAUUCGGCAAAAUUCGCUACAUGAAUUAUGAUGGUUGCAAGAGAAAGUUCAAGAUAGAAGCCUUUGUUGCAAGAUAUGGAGGAAAAAAACACAAGUAUGUUUCCCCAAUUAAAGGAUAGAAAGUGUAACUGUAUGCCAUUAAACCUAAAUGGCUUGAGCAUGUACAAAUUAGACCUUAACAUUCAGCAGUACUUAAUAUUAUAUGUUUUAUGAUUAUUUAACAGAAUAAAUUGACUUUUUGCAAAUUUAGCAUUUUGUUUAGCAUCAUUCUGAUGUUUUGAAAUUAUAAGAAAUUUAUUUUACCAAACGAAACUUGUAUGUUGACACCAAGGCUGUCUUAAAACCUCUGGUUUAUAGUCUAAUGGUGAUUCCUUGUGUCUGAGGAAAAGAUUUUAUAAGCGAAGUCUGUGUGCCUGUUGAGACUGAAAAUUUGGAGUGGAAAGUAUGUAAUGAAUUAUUAGUGGCAUAAUAUAAGAAUAUAGUUCUUAAGGUAUUGGUAUAUCUGUGUCAUUCUCAAAACUUGAAGACUUACAAACAUUUUAAAUAUCAAAAUAGGCCAAGUUCUCAUGUUAAGAAUUCGCUUAUUAUGAAAGUUCAUUGUCCAUCAUGUAGCUCACCAUAAAGUUUUUAAAUCUUAGUGUUAACAGGCAUUACACACACUGGUGUACAACCAAAGGUAUUAUUUUGGGAUUUCUAUCUUGCCCCCAGUAGUACCUUAGUACUUUUUACUUAAGGGUUUUUGAAUUUGUCAUUCUAUAUGCAUAUCAAAGGUGCAUACUUGUGAUUUAGUAGAGAUCUACUAUCAGCUACACAAUCAAUGGACAGCUUGUUUUUUUAAUAGCAAGAUAUUAAUGCUUGAAGUGUAAUUUAAAGCUCUAGACUGCUGUGUUCUUACACAUGAUAUCACUGAUGUGUAAUAUAUGAUUUGUUACUGGCAAGUUGCAGAUUUGAAGUUUGGUAGCUCAAAGUAAAUAUCACAGCUGGUAUUAUUCUGGUUAUUUAUGUGUCAUUAAUACUCAUUAGAUUGAUCCACUUGCAAUGGUAUAGUCAAUUCUGAAAUUAUACAUGUCCAAGAUUAUAUUUGAGUCAUGUGCUCCUGAUAUUUGCAGCUGCUGCUGUUAUACUAGGAUCAUCUUAUUUUGCAAAGAAUGAGCAAUUUUUAUCCUGUUUUUUAUCAUAUGAAUUCUUUCUUUGCUGUUAUUUGCUUGAUUCCUUUUUUUGUUUUUUAUUGUAUGAAUCCUUUUUGUUUUUUUGUUGUACGAAUGCAUACGGAGCCAAGUAUUUUGAAGGUUAUUUCAAGAGUUGUGAAGUAAUCGGAUGCUUUAUAUGGAUGUUAGGUAAGGCUAAGAAUUGGCAGAAAAGUGUUGAUCCAGUAAUCAGUGAAACUGAAUUCAAUGUGAAGUCUUUUCAUAUUCAUAUAUUUAAAAAUAAGAGUUGUCCCCUUUACUGUCAAAAUGGUUUACAAGUGUAUUAUAUACCAAAAGUAAACUGAAUCUCCACUAGAGUUAAGGUAUUCCGCUGUUCAAGGAAGUAAAUUACUGAAGUUGUAAAUGAUGUUAAGUUUAUAACCAAUUUUUUUUUGGCUUGUAUUUUUUUUAUAUGUAUAGUAAGUUUUUAUUCUGAAAAA
Molecule: messenger RNA, 2414 nt
Organism: Macrobrachium nipponense
Lineage: Eukaryota; Metazoa; Arthropoda; Malacostraca; Decapoda; Palaemonidae
Product: deoxyribodipyrimidine photo-lyase-like
Exons: 6
Coding region: 1-906 (301 amino acids)
Biological process (GO): photoreactive repair
Molecular function (GO): deoxyribodipyrimidine photo-lyase activity
Source: RefSeq, a predicted model, not a curated record